Molecule: messenger RNA, 3995 nt
Organism: Thunnus maccoyii (southern bluefin tuna)
Lineage: Eukaryota; Metazoa; Chordata; Actinopteri; Scombriformes; Scombridae
Product: zinc finger MIZ domain-containing protein 1-like
Exons: 23
Coding region: 465-3677 (1070 amino acids)
Biological process (GO): regulation of transcription by RNA polymerase II; protein sumoylation
Molecular function (GO): zinc ion binding; SUMO ligase activity
Source: RefSeq, a predicted model, not a curated record
CCCAGCCGCAGAUGCAGUCAAUGUACCAGAUGGCUGCUGAGCGACAGUCCGGCUCCGCUCCCGGCUCUCUCCUCCUGAUGGCGUCUCCGUGUAAAAUCCGCGACACAUUUUGUCAGCAGCCACCGAGCAUGGGUCCCUUUGGUAAUAGAAUAGCCAAUGUAAUUUGACACUCCAACUUACUGCGCUCUCCCCGACUCUAUUCAGUUACUCACCCACUGACGUUGAGCCCAUUCUCAGUGGCCGUGAGGGGGGAAGAUAUUUAAAAACAAGAGCCGAAAAUUACCGAGGACUUUCUCCGCUUAAUAACCCGAGGCAGAAGACGCGAGGCACUGGAGUGUUUCUCCUCCUGGUCUGUGAAUGGGUGGGGGGGUCUUUCGUGGUGAAGAAUCAAGGAUUAAAGUCAACACAGAACGCUCCAGUUUAAUGGCUGGCAGGUAGAGAGACGCCAAAGAGGGACAAUCAACAUGAACUCGAUUCCGUCGAUGGACAGACACAUACAGCAGACCAAUGACCGUCUGCAGUGUAUCAAACAGCACUUACAAAAUCCAGCAAAUUUCCAAACAGCAGCAACCGAGCUGCUGGACUGGUGUGGCGACCCCCGAGCCUUCCAGCGCCCCUUCGAGCAAAGCCUGAUGGGAUGUCUAACGGUGGUCAGCCGUGUAGCAGCACAGCAGGGCUUCGACUUGGACCUGGGUUACCGGCUCCUGGCUGUGUGCGCUGCCAACAGGGACAAGUUCACUCCAAAAUCAGCAGCUCUCCUAUCCUCGUGGUGUGAGGAGCUGGGACGCCUCCUCCUCCUCCGUCACCAGAAGAACAGGCAGAACGAGCCUCCGGGAAAAGUGCCCAUGCAGCCCCCCAUGAGCUCCAUGAAGCCCAGCCUCUCACACGGAGAUGGGUCUUUUCCCUACGACUCAGUUCCCUGGCAACAGAACACCAAUCAGCCUCCAGGUUCGUUGUCUGUGGUGACCACCGUCUGGGGCGUGACCAACACCUCGCAGAGCCAGGUGUUGGGGAAUCCCAUGGCCAACAACAACAAUCCCAUGAACCCUGGGGGCAACCCUAUGGGCUCGGGGAUGUCUGGUAACAACCCCGGGAUGAACUCCCCUCAGUUCCCCGGUCCUCAGCAGCAGUUCCCCAACAAAGGAAACUCCAACCAGGCCUACAUGCAACAGGGAAUGUACGGAAGACCCAACUACCCCGGGGGAGGAGGCUUUGGUGGCAACUACCCUGGGGGGCCUAAUGCAGGACCUGGUGGAAUGGGGAUCCCUCCACACUCUCGUCCUCCUUCAGACUUCACCCAGCCUGCAGCUGCUGCAGCAGCCGCUGCAGUCGCUGCUGCUGCCGCCACCGCCACCGCCACUGCCACGGCAACUGUAGCUGCCCUGCAGGAAACUCAGAACAAGGACAUGAACCAAUACGGACCGAUGAGUUCCUCUUUCCAGAUGGGACCAAACCAGGCGUACAACAGCCAGUUCAUGAACCAGCCAGGACCCCGCGGCCCUCCAUCCCUCCCUGGGAACAUGGGCACAGGCAUGAAUGCAUCCAACAUGAGCGGGCCCCCCAUGGGGAUGAACCAGCCUAGAGGCCAAGGCAUGGGGCCUUUUGCAGCCCACGGCCAAAGGAUGCCUCAGCAAGGCUACGCAGGGCCCCGGCCUCAGGGCAUGGGAAUGCAAGGCAUGAAAAGACCGUACCCAGGGGAGCCAAACUAUGGUGGGCAGCAGUAUGGACCAAACAGUCAGUUCCCUAACCAGCAGGGGCAGUACCCCACACCCAACGCCUCCAGGCCGCUGCCAUCCCCCAACUACCCCGGUCAGAGGAUGCCAGGACAGCAGCUCCAGGGCCAAUACCCGCCACCCAGCGGCCCCAUGGGCCAGUACUAUAAGCAAGAGCCACCUUUUAAUGGCCAAACAAAUAACUUCUCUGGGAGUGGAUAUCAGUACAACCAGGGUAAUAUAAAUGGGCCACCCAGACCGGUGGGUAACUACCCUCACUCCCCAGUGCCAGGCAACCCUACCCCUCCAAUGACCCCAGGAAGUAACAUCCCUCCAUACCUGUCGCCAAACCAGGAUGUGAAGCCACCUUUCCCUCCUGACAUCAAACCAAAUAUCACUGCUCUCCCUCCACCUCCAGCCAACCACAACGAGGAGCUGCGCCUGACGUUCCCGGUGCGGGAUGGGGUAGUCUUAGAGCCCUUCAGGCUAGAGCAUAACCUGGCUGUCAGCAACCACGUCUUCCACUUACGGCCCUCUGUACACCAGACACUCAUGUGGAGAUCGGACCUGGAGCUGCAGUUCAAGUGUUACCACCAUGAAGACCGUCAGAUGAACACCAACUGGCCGGCAUCGGUCCAAGUCAGCGUCAAUGCCACGCCGCUCACCAUCGAACGUGGCGACAAUAAGACCUCCCACAAACCCCUGCACUUGAAACACGUAUGCCAGCCAGGAAGGAACACAAUCCAGAUCACAGUCACUGCCUGCUGCUGUUCGCACUUGUUUGUGCUCCAGCUGGUCCACAGGCCCUCGGUUCGCUCUGUCCUCCAGGGCUUACUGAAGAAGAGGCUCCUGCCUGCAGAGCACUGCAUCACCAAAGUUAAGAGGAACUUCAGCAGCGUAGCAGCGUCAUCGGGCAACGCCACACUCAAUGGAGAGGACGGUGUGGAGCAGACAGCCAUCAAGGUCUCCCUCAAAUGUCCGAUCACCUUCCGGCGAAUACAGCUUCCAGCGAGAGGCCAUGACUGCAAACACGUUCAGUGUUUUGAUUUGGAAUCAUAUUUACAACUGAACUGUGAGCGGGGGACAUGGCGAUGUCCUGUAUGCAAUAAAACAGCAUUGUUAGAAGGACUGGAAGUGGACCAGUACAUGUGGGGAAUCUUGAACGCCAUCCAAAACUCUGAGUUUGAGGAGGUGACCAUUGACCCAACAUGUAGCUGGCGGCCGGUGGCCAUAAAAUCUGAUAUACAUAUCAAGGAGGAUCCAGAUGGACCACUGGCCAAGAGGUUUAAGACGAUGAGUCCCAGCCAGAUGAUCAUGCCCAAUGUGAUGGAGAUGAUUGCUCAGCUCGGUCCCGGACCAUCACCAUACCCAUCACUACCUUCUCAGCAAGGGGGCAACAACAACGAAUAUGGCAGUCAAGGCAACAGUUACCAGGGGCACGGGAACUUUGAUUUCCCUCACGGCACCCCUGGUGGUACGUCGAUGAAUGAUUUCAUGCACGGUCCCCAACUGUCUCACCCACCUGACAUGCCCAGCAGCCUGAUGGCUCAAGACAAGCCACUCUCCCAUAACAUGCCUGACUCAAUACCUCAUUCUGCCGGCAAUGACCAGUCGCACGGCCCGUUGCAGCAGAGCUUACAUGCGUCUCCGCACCCUGGGAGCCAAUCAGGGCAACAGCUACACCACAGCGGGCCCCCUCCACCCUCACGACAAGCUCCACCUCCUCAGCAGCAGCAGCAGCAGCAGCAACAGCAGCAGCCUGGCCCCAACAGCCAUCCCCAUGGCGACCUGGCCUUCAACCCCUCCAGCAGUUUGGACAGCCAAGCAGGGUCGGACAUGCCUGAGCCAUCUUUAGACCUUCUUCCAGAGCUCGCUAACCCAGAUGAGCUGUUGUCGUACCUGGAUCCACCAGACCUUCCCAGCAAUAGCAACGACGACCUUCUAUCGCUCUUCGAAAACAACUGAGGCAAUUCAGACACACAUAAACUUUUCUGACUGCCUGCAGUUUCCCUGAGAACCCAGGGCGGUCACUCAGUACUUGAUAAACACAAAGAUGCACUCCCUUUCUCUUCUUCCUCUUGUACAGUUUUGAUUCGCCAGCGCAGAUUGACUGAAAGAGGUUAAAACUCAAAGACACGGCGGGAUGCGAGGGGGUCGCCCCACCCUCUCACACCUGUGGCUAUACCUUUGAACUGUGCAGCUAUACUCAGUUGAUUUUUUUACGCCACACACAGGUGUAUGUGUGCACAUUAGGAACGUGUUGUAGCAUUUUUUUAUUCAUGU